GCAGUAAUGCCACCUGAAGUGAUCUGACUGAACACUGAACCUGAACGAACAACGAACGUGGGAUUAACAUAACCUCAUGUAAAUUAUCAAACGGAACCUUCUUAUCCAAAAUAAAUUCAAUAUUACGUAAACGAAUACCAGAUUUCUAUUCGUAUCUAUGUCUCUCGGAUUUCUAGAUUUUUCCACGUUACUGAUACGGCAAUUGUCUACAAUAGAUUGAUGUUUUUCAUAGAUAAAUAUAAAUAUAAAAUCGCGGCAUUUUUAUAUCACGUAACAUAAAAAUAAUGACCGAACAGGAGGAACUUAUCGUCUGUGUGCCCGGCCAAAGGUUAUGUGUAGCUGAUAAAAGCAACGUAGCCGGACCUGGGACAUACGAGCAGCAGGGUUACAUCUAUUCGAAGCUCGCUGGGAUCGUAAAAUUAGUAACAAACGACAAAACUCGUACGAUUGAGGUACGUGGUAUAACGGAGCAAAGCAUCGUUCCUGCGCCAGGAGACAUCGUGACGGCCAUGGUCACUGUAGUUAAUCAAAGAUUUUGUAAAUGUAGCAUCAAGUGCGUGGGUGACAUAGUACUGACGAGACCUUACAGAGGAAUACUGAGGAAGGAGGAUGUUCGAGCAAUUGACAAAGACAAAAUAGAGAUGUACAAGUGCUAUCGACCUGGAGACAUCAUUCUCGCAAGAGUUAUGCCAAUGACAGAAAUACACACUUAUCAAUUGAGCACCGCGGAAAAUGAACUAGGAGUAGUUAUAGCUCACAGCGAUGAAGGUGUUGCCAUGGUGCCGAUCAGCUGGACACAGAUACAAUGCCCGAAAUCUUUGAGCAAGGAAUUCCGUAAAGUUGCUAAAGUUGUGCCAGAACAUAUCGUAGCGGAACAGACUGAGUAAUAAGCCUACAAGUAAUCAGUCUUUCAACUGCAUAGUAUAUUUUACAUCGUAAUACAAUUUCAUGUAAAAAGUUUAUAUAAGUGAACAUAAUUCUCGUAUAUUGACAUUAAAGAUAAAGAUUAAACAAUUUGGAACAGCAAGUAAAGAAGUUCCCAAA
Messenger RNA from Temnothorax curvispinosus, 1044 nucleotides. It is a transcript of the gene Csl4, whose product is annotated as exosome complex component CSL4. Lineage: Eukaryota; Metazoa; Arthropoda; Insecta; Hymenoptera; Formicidae. Bases 285 to 887 code for a protein of 200 amino acids. Gene Ontology annotation, molecular function: RNA binding. Gene Ontology annotation, biological process: RNA processing. The transcript is spliced from 5 exons. The record is from RefSeq and is a predicted model, not a curated record. Gene Ontology annotation, cellular component: cytoplasm; nuclear exosome (RNase complex).